AUGCUUCAGAUGCCGGCAGCUUCGCUUGCCACGGAGCAAAGCCGAUCCAAUUUGCAGCCUGAGCCAGUCGAGCUACAUGCGUUUCAUGCGAACCUUCUGCGGGGCUUUUGCAAUGACAGUGGUGUUCCAGAAGUUGACGUCCCUUGUCUGAAUGAGCCUGCCGAGAAGCUUACAGCUUCAGAGCUGUGCGAAGUGAAGCGGGAGCGCGAUCAAGCUUGGAAAAGGGCGCAGUCCCUCGAGCACAGCCUAGAGAUAGAGCGCCACACGUCCCGGGCUGUGGCCACAGAAGCGGUUGAGGCACAGGAGAUUUGGGAAGCCCGUGUCGCUGAGUUGAUGAGUGAACUGGCAGAAUCUUCUCGAUUGCACCACAAAUACCACAACUUUGUGGGGGAGCAUCAGGAGCACAGACACGCGCCUUGCAUUCACGAGAAGAUGCUGCUGGCCGUCUGUCAAGGUGAGGAACUCAAGCGAAGGUCACCACCACACUGCCCUUACCGCUCACCCAGUUCCGAGUGCCUGCAGACGCGCUCCUUCGUCUCACAAGGAACUAUUCAGGGAGCGCCCUGCCAUACACGGGAGAAUGCAGAGGUGCUGGAACGGCUUCUGCACAUCACGGAGGAACUGCAAGGGGAGAGCGCUGAGAAGGAAGCGUCCGCCCUGCAGGCGAGGGUUGGAGAUGCUUGCAGCGUGAGUGGGGGUUCUGUAGAGCCAUAG
Messenger RNA from Symbiodinium natans, 714 nucleotides. The record is from the annotation of a GenBank genome assembly. NCBI's taxonomy places the organism in Eukaryota, Dinophyceae, Suessiales, Symbiodiniaceae.